Messenger RNA from Heterotrigona itama, 840 nucleotides. The record is from the annotation of a GenBank genome assembly. Lineage: Eukaryota; Metazoa; Arthropoda; Insecta; Hymenoptera; Apidae.
GUGAGCACAAGAUCCCAUUCAUUGGUAAAGAGGUUCGACGGGAUUUACACGGGGCCGUACUUCGAUUCAAACACCCCCACGAACAUCACGGCUCAGCUGGGGAGUCAUGCCUACUUGCCGUGUAAAGUGCGACAGCUUGGUAAUAAAUCGGUGUCGUGGAUCAGAAGAAGGGACUCGCAUAUCCUCUCGGUAGAUAGAACUAUGUUUAUCCCGGACGAAAGGUUCCAGGCGCUUUUCGUGGACGCGUCGGACACUUGGACCCUGCAGGUUAAGUACGUGCAGGCACGCGACGAAGGCGAGUACGAGUGCCAAAUCUCGACCGAUCCGAAGAAGAGUCACAUCAUCAAGCUCAACAUCGUCGUGCCAAAGAUCGAGAUCAUAGGCGAUCGUGACAUGUACGUGAAGACCGGAAGCACAGUGGCGAUACGAUGCGUGAUCAAGCAGUCCCUCGAGGGUCCUUUCUACGUUUUCUGGUACCACGAGGGCGACCGUGUGCUCGACUACCAGCUGAACAAAAUCGACAUCCAGACGAAGAGGAUCGAUCACGACACGGUUAGCAGCCUCGUAAUCCAUAAAGCGAGGCGGGAAGACUCGGGCAAUUACACCUGCAGUCCGAGCAGUUUGGACAGCGCGAGCGUGCAACUUCACGUGUUAAAUGGCGAGCAUCCUGCCGCGAUUCAAAGAGGGAUCAACUCGGCACCGGGUGGCUGUCCAACGCUAUGGUGGCUGGCGGGCGUCGUGACGCUAUACUCGAGUCACGGCAGUCGUCUGUUCGUCCUCGUCCUUCUGAUCCUCAUGGUCCUUUAUUCGAAGAAUCCAUCUUACUUCGCGUCGGAACGA